AUGGCGCCGCGACUGCCGGUCGAGAAUGGCGCCGCGCACCAUCCGCACGCUGAGAGCGGAGGAGCACUUUCCGCCUCGGCAGGAGGCGACGCCGCUAAGGCGGAGCAGCCGCCGCCGUCGCCGGCGGCGAAAGGGAUCGACGGCGACGGAGCGGCGCUGUCGGCGCUAGCGAGUGGAGACGAGGGCGCGACUGGCGGCGACGUGGCGGCGGUGUUAUCGCGGCACUCGGCGGCGGACUGGUUCAUCUACCCGGUGGUGCUGCGCCACUUCCCCGUGCGCGUGCUCUUCCACGACCGCACCGCCGUCACCUUCGGCAAGCCCUACGUGAUAGCAGUGGAGCCGCACUCGGUGCUGCCGGUGGGGCUGGGCGCCUUCAUGUGCCACGCGCUGGCAGCGGGGGGGGUGGCGGGCGCCACGAGCGCCAUCUUCCGCGUGCCGCUGCUGCGCCAGUGCUGGCAGUGGGCGCGCCUCGCCCCCGCCACGCGCGCCUUGCUGUCCGGUGUGCUGCAGCGCGGCCGCCCCGUGAUCAUCGUGCCGGGCGGCGUGCAGGAGUGCCUCUUCAUGGCUCCCGGCAAGGAGGUGGUGUUCAUCCGGCAGCGCUUUGGCUUCAUCCGCCUGGCGCUGCAGCACGGUGCGCCCGUGCUGCCCUGCUUCGUAUUUGGCCAGACCAGUGCGUACCGCUGGUGGAAGCCCCAAGGGGAGUGGUACGGGGCGGUGGCGAGGCGCCUGGGGUUUGCGCCGAUCCUCUUCUGGGGCAUGUGGGGGUCGCCCAUCCCCUUCCGCACGCCCCUCACCAUCGUCAUCGGCACACCCAUCGGCCAGGGUGACCCUGACCCCAACCCCUCAAAAGAAAGGGUGGCAGCGGUGCAUGCGCAGUACGUGAGUGCCUUGGAGCGCCUCUUCCUCGACUACCGCGCCCAGGCGGGUUACCCCACCACGCAGCUGGAGAUCCUGUGA
Closterium sp. Naga37s-1 is the source of this 957-nucleotide messenger RNA. Lineage: Eukaryota; Viridiplantae; Streptophyta; Zygnematophyceae; Desmidiales; Closteriaceae. The record is from the annotation of a GenBank genome assembly.